Molecule: messenger RNA, 1996 nt
Organism: Paralichthys olivaceus (Japanese flounder)
Lineage: Eukaryota; Metazoa; Chordata; Actinopteri; Pleuronectiformes; Paralichthyidae
Gene: ccdc137
Product: coiled-coil domain containing 137
Cellular component (GO): nucleus
Source: RefSeq, a predicted model, not a curated record
CCCCCGAGAACAGCGACAGAGUGAGGCCUCGUCUCUUCGCCGCUCCCCGGCGCCCGGGGGGGGGUGAGAGUUCACGGGUCAGAGGUCGUGCACGCUGCUCGCUCAACGUGCGCUGUUGUCGUGCACUGAGAUAUAACACAGCAAACAUGGCGAAGAACAAGAGGAACAGAAGCCGCUUGUCAGCAGAACCGCCGAGCGAUAAGAAGCUCAAGCGAGAUGGCAAACUCAAGAAAGCCAAAGAAGAGGACCACCUCGAACACAUCCCCUUCAGGCUCCGAGAGAUAAUGAAGAGCAAGGAGAGGAUGAAAAGUGGACCAUUGAAACCCAAAAAGCUAAAAGAUGCCAUCUUCCCCAAAAGUAAGCCAGAGAAGUCCCAGGAUGGAGACAUACCUGUCCCACACUUCAAGAGGGGAAAGAACGAGAGCGUGAAGCGGUACUUGCAACGCAUGGAAGCUGAGACAAAACACGUCCUCUUCCUCACCAAGAACCAGGUAGACAGAAAGCCCGAGCUGGAUGCAGACAAACAGGAGAGGCCUACAGACAAUGGCAAGUCUGAGAAAAAGAAGGAGUAUGAUAAAGGGAGAUUACAAAGGCUACAGCAGAAAAAGUUGAACAGACAAGUGGCCGAGAUGGAGAAAGAGAUGUUUGUAGAUCAUGUUCCCUUUGGAGAAGUUACAAUGGCUCCACCGUGUCUGAGCGCCAAACCCAAGAAAGCUCCAGUCAAAUCUCAGAAUGCUUCGAGGGGACUGCUCCUUAACUCUCUCCUGGGGAACGCUGUGAUCUCCACAGCUAAGCCCUCUAUGGCCAGACAGAGAAUCAUGGAGGAGGAGAGGGAGCGAGCAGUGGAGGCCUACCGUCAACUGAAGAAACAGAAGCAGCAGCAGCAGGAGGCCAGAGCUGCCAGCCUGAAAAAUAUCAAAGACUUUGAGUGAUGUCUCAUGUCACUCAAUUCAAGCAACAAAUCUCCUUAACUACAGAAAGUGCGAAUGGCCACAGUGAACAUUAAUGUUCAGAUACUGAGACGGAUAACCAUCAGCAGACUGUUUGUGUCAGAAAGAUGGCUUACCACACUUCAGCUAUCUGUCAGGGAAAGAAGCAUCCACAGGCGACAGGUUGAGGUAAGUUGCACCUCAAUCACCUGCCUCAUAUUUAGUUCCAUGGAGAACUGGAUGCUAUGAUUAGUGUAACUGAUCACCCAACUAUUAAAUAAAUGCAGAUAGGUGUAUUUUGUUCAUUUCCCAUCCUGGUAAAUCUGUUGUCAUAUGUCAAUCUAUAGAUAACCGCUGUGGCAUCAUGUGUGAUGAACAAUAAAAACAAUGUUAUCUCAAGGAAAUUAUAAACUUCUGAUUGUUUCUGUAGUUCCACUAGAUGGCAGUCUUGCAUGGUUUCAGCUGGUUUCUUACAGGUUGCAAGGAGGGAAAUUCAUAAAUGUAUUUUUGUUUGUACCCCAUGCCAUACAGUACUACCAGUGCUUGACUUUUACCAUAUUUUAGAGUGGAAACUUAGCACAAUUUUAUAAAUAAAUGCAAAUAAUAAAAUUUAACAAACCAGACUCACCAUGAUGUCUCUUUAAUAGCAGCCAUUUCAGCGUUUUUCAUCUGAACCGCAUUGUAACUCAAAGUUAGCCCCGAUAGUAAACAUCUCAGAAAAGAAUCCAACUAUCAGGUCCAAUUAGUAUUUAUACUGUAGCUUUCAGUUAUAUGACCUGUAGAUCUUUGAAUAACAUCCGAUGUGUUUUCUCUGCUUCGUCAGAGCACUUUGUAUUACCCAGUUGUUCAGAGGUUCUAUAUACAAAUUAAUUUGCCUCGUCUUGCCUGCUGUUUUUGCAAGAACCAUCUAUGAACCUCGUUUAACCCUCGUGAAAAAGGACAUUGUUUCAUUAUUGGCCUUAGGGGAGAACAAUGCAAAUUCAGAUCUUGAUGUUAAUAUUUUUGCAAUAGUUAUCUACUGAAUAAUAUCACCUGAUGAAUAAUAAUAAUAAAGCUGUGGUCUGGUC